Messenger RNA from Bacillus rossius redtenbacheri, 4967 nucleotides. RefSeq names its product mediator of RNA polymerase II transcription subunit 19 (gene MED19). Bases 232 to 951 code for a protein of 239 amino acids. Gene Ontology annotation, molecular function: transcription coregulator activity; transcription factor binding. The record is from RefSeq and is a predicted model, not a curated record. Gene Ontology annotation, biological process: positive regulation of transcription by RNA polymerase II. Lineage: Eukaryota; Metazoa; Arthropoda; Insecta; Phasmatodea; Bacillidae. The transcript has 2 exons. Gene Ontology annotation, cellular component: mediator complex.
AUUAAACAAAUCAUGGUUUCUUUUCAAAUUAUAACAAGGGGGACAAUUUUGUUUCAGUGGGUUUGUUUUUAUAUCAACAUGGCUUUUUGAUUAUAGAUCCAUUGCGUCACAAAAGAUAGCACUUGAUAGUCAGUGCUGACAACACUGACAACUUGGUUGAUCUGAAAGCUUGAUAGCUUAUUGUACUUGCUCGUUAAACAUCUUGUGGAUGGCACUAAACGAUGAGGGAAGAUGAUGAUGGCUGAUCAGUUUCGAAAGGGGGAGCAAUAUUCGCCAAAAUCGUCUCCCAGAGGGGCUCGAUCCCCUGUUGUUUCACGUCAGGAUUCUACAGGAACUCUUAAAACGACGAUCUCGCUAGGGAAGAAUCCGUCUAUCGUCCAUAGCGGACCCUUCUAUUUAAUGAAGGAGCCCCCAGGGGAAAGCGAUUUGACUGGGGCCACAAAUUUGAUGGCAUAUUAUGGCUUGGAGCAUUCCUACAGCAAGUUCAGUGGCAAGAAGGUGAAAGAACAGCUCUCCUCGUUCCUCCCAAACCUGCCGGGCAUGAUCGACACGCCGGGCCACCAGGACAACAGCUCCCUGCGGUCCAUCAUCGAGAAGCCGCCCAUCGGCGGCAAGGAGCUGCUGCCCCUGACGGGCUUCCAGCUGUCCGGCUUCCGCCUGCACCCGGGGCCGCUGCCCGAGCAGUACCGCUACGUGAACCAGGUGCCGCAGCGCAAGCAUAAGAGCAAGCACAAGAGCAAGCACAAGCACAAGGCGGGCGACACGCCCGGCCAGGAGGCGCAGGCGGCCGAGCUGGGGCAGGACACUCACGAGAAGAAGCACAAGAAGCAGAAGAGGCACGACGAGGACAAGGAGCGGAAGAAGAGGAAAAAGGAGAAGAAGCGCAAAAAGCAGAAGCACAGCCCGGAACAUCCGGGCGGGCUCACGCCGAGUCAGCAUUCCACCGGUUGAGGGGAAACUUUGGUUGCCAGACUGAUUUCUGAUAAGUACAAAAGUUGAGCUUCGUUGCGAAACUAUGUCAAAGAAUCUAUAUACAUGAUAUUUAGUUAUUUUGCUCUCAAUUUGAUAACUUGAACAGUGUGUUGUAUAAAUCAGGGAAUUGGUAGCAUACAGUGCAACACAAUACAUAUUUACUGUGUAAAUACAAAAUAGUCAUAAACAGUUAUAAAUACAUAAGGUAUUCUUAACUUAUUAUGAUGCUUUUUUUGGCUGUCUUUUAUUUGAACAUAUUACAUAAUGUCCACAAUAUAGUCCUUACCAAAAACUUAUCUUCCAUUUUAUUGGCUGGUUAUGUAAUUUUGUGAGACCAAAUAUAAAAAAACCCUUCCAUUUUUUUUUUGCUCGUUGCAAUCUACCAUAUACAUAUUUUACGGCCGUCGACUUCCUAAAACCUAUGUCGACCGUAAAUAUGAGAAUAAGCUAAAAAGUGGAAAUGAAAUAGGUAAUAGUGAAAUAAAUAUGUAGAGUGAUGGGGAAGAGGAAUGGAAGCUAAUUUACCAGGAUUGUCUGUCAGUGAAUUAUUUUUGAUAUUCUUAAGGUCCUAAGUGGACAUUAGAAAGCAGGCUCUCAACCACUCAUCUGUUUGCUAGAGUGGGCGCGCAGGUGAAGAGUCCCUUUUCAAUGAUAAAUAAGCGGUUAAUACUUAAAACAAGAAUUGGGUGAUUUUAAAUUCAACAAACAGUUUUUAUUAUAAUAAUUCUGGAUAUUAGGCUUUUGACACAACUUUCUGACUAAAAUUUAUAUAAUCAUUAAACCCUAUAAUCUGCUUAAAAGCCAUAUCUAACCCUAUUAGGAAUAAGACAUUAAAUAAAUGAGUCAUGUUGUCUGCCAUUUCUGUAUAUGUAUUCUUAACCACCUCUGUUUCGGUGGAUAGUGUUUCGUCUUGUGAGCCCUACCAACUUUACCGUGUAUACUUUUCUAGCGAGUGAAUUUAUGUUAACUUUAAAUUAAGUAUUGAUGUAUUUCUUUACCAAACUUAAACAGUUUAAAAAGUUACAAUAUCAAAGAGUUUUUUUAAAUUUGCCCAUGUUUUCCUGGGUGAGAAGUUUUUCAGAGGGGAGAAGUCCCUCAUUCCUUUCGUCUACUUCCUACAUCAGCCUACUGCCAUUACUAAACCUUUAGCGUUGAACCAUUGUUUCUGGUUACUAACCAAUUGUAGUCAUUCCUGGUGGCGGUGAAGCGUGGCUUCCCACCUACUGACCCCAUGACAGAAUAAUUACAGUGGCUUAUGAAGCCCUAUCUGACAGAGUUUGCAUUUAUCACAACCACGCGAACUCUUCCAGUGUGUCAAUUUCAAAUAUUCCCAAUCGCUGAUUCAGUGUUUGUUUUCUCCCUCUCGUUCGUGGUCUUCUCUGUCGCUCCCUAUGUCACUGCCCCCCUAUUCCUCUGCUCUGCUGACUGGCUAAUUUAGACUCUUCAGUUUUUUUGAAGGUCACCUGCUGCUGGCUGCGCACGACAAACACACUUGUCGUCACUGGUUGUGUUACGCUACUGGUCGCAAACAUUUUGUUAGGCAACCAGGCUCGUGCUUCCGGUGGCUGUGUAAUCUGUUUACAGUUGACUACAUUUUCGUUCAUCAUGUCUCUCAUUCCGUAACUUCUAGAUGGUUACUCUUUACAAAACCAUUUGUGUAUAUAUAACAAAAAACAUCUCCCAUGUCUUUAAACUUACCAAGUUAAGUAUCUCUCAUUUUUAGGGUUGUGUCAUUAUUUAAACAUAUUUGACAAAUUAACAAGUUCAUAUACCUAUACAGUUGAUGAAAAUCCAAUUUGAAAUCCACUACAUUAUGAUGAAUCUGAUGUUCCUAGACUUGCUACUAACACCUUGUGUCACAGAGUGCUGGAAUAUAUUAUAUCACCACGGAGGAGGUGGUAUAGGUAUGUUCUUAAUCUUCGGAGGCUGAAGUUAAGAAAUAUUAACAUCGGGUAUACAAGUGGUGUUCUAGGUGAGCAAUAAAGACUGUGGCCACCCCUGGUCUGUAUGAGCUGCUCUACGUUGUUGGGACACAUAAAAUCAAAUACAGUAACACACUGUCUUGAGGAAUAGCCAUUUAAUUAUCAUUUGCAUAUGCCCAUGUAGUUUUGUUGUAUUGCUUUGUCCAUAGUUCGAGAAUGUUGAUUAAGCUUCUCAGUUUUUUGACAUCUAGCAGUUUGGUAGGUUAGGUUAAAAAUAUAGCCACCCUUCAGCAGGGGUGGACAAAAUUCUUGAGAUGUUAAAUUUUUCUGGAAUGCUAGAACAUGAGAAUUCUGGACUGGAUUUUCCCCAAAUACACUAACAUAGUUUUUACAGUGCUUUCAUUCUAAAAUAAAAUUUAAUCACUAAAAUAAAUUGUAUGCUCUAUUUAUGUGAUCACGUUUGCAUAGAAAUGAAUGGUAGCUGAUUGGAGAUUGUUCAUGUUCUUUGCUAUGGAUCUUGAUCCCAAUGAUGAUGUAUCAGGAAGUAUUUCUUACGAGCAGAGUUAUAAAAUAUGUCCCUAUAUAUUGGGUAUUUAUUUCCCAUGAACUUGGUUCACUUGUACAUUUUGUCCACUGCUGUUUUUUAAGAUUGCUUGUGGUCUGGUACAGGGGCAUAUGCACCAUUAUACCCCGAAACUCUAAAAACCUUCUAAAAAUGUAUCAUUCCCACCAACCAAAGGAAAGAAUUUGAAAGCUACCAAAUGGCUAUAUAGUUAUCCCUUCCCUCAAAAUGAAAUUCUGCAUAUGCUUCAGGAAUGCACUUAAGGAUUGGAAACCACACCAUUAUUAGAACGUAGGCUUUAAUAUUUGUGGUUAUGGACACAAAGUGUCUUGCUUCUGUACCGAGUACCCCUCAGCAUGAUGGCUCAUGUUAGAGUGAUAUGCCUUGCGUAAAUACACAUUUGCAACUCUUGCUCCAGGAUUAACAGUGUAGGCAGCCACCAAAUUGACUUUAAGGAAGGAAAUACAGUAUUGUUUCAGUAUUUUUUUAAUGACUUUAUUGCAUCCAGUCAUAUUGUGCUAACUUUCAAAUGAUAGCUUUAUGUGGGGCUAAUGGGUAUGCAGCCACUUCUGUAAUAAGUGGCAAAGAUCUGUGGAAGGAGCUGUGGGAUUGGCAAUACAGCCUACCGUUUGCCUCUGCCGAAGUAACACUUGUAAUGGAGUAGACAGGUCAUCCAAAGACACAAACUUUGACGUCGUCUGGCCGACGACCACCCCAGAGCCCGACCUGCACCCGCCAGUAUACGCUCCCGCUAACGGAACACACCCCUGGCCAUGGCCCACCCGAGUCAGGCGACCCGAACAGCAAUCAAAGACAAAGCCGCGGAAACCUGAGUAGACAAGAGAAGAACCGUACCCAUUCCUCCUAAAACAUUAAAUUAGGAUUUUAGCGACAAUAAAAUCUCUUCCAGACACACCCGUUUGGAGUCUAGCGUAAUGAGGUCACGCCUGGCGCGAGAGAGGCCGAGCCUCCCUCGGACGCCAUGCCAGUUCGGCAGUUCAGCGCAGCUCAUGGACCGGGGCGGACCUACGUCCCACGGAGAGGCAACAUCCUUUGUCUACAUCGAAAGUAACGUCCGGUAAAUAUAGUCACUAAUUAACAGAACCCCUUUUAUUACUUAACCUCUCCGUGAGUACCCGGUCCCUUUUUUCGGUCCAGGACCUAAUCCGGCCGCAUCAAUUUAAAGACACCCCGCACCACACUUGGUCAACGGGGCUGCUCUUCAGUAUACGGCACGGGCCGCCUCCCGCAACUUACAGAACUUUAUUUAAGGUCACGCGCACGGCGCUGACCACAAACCCGCAAGGGAACUUGGACAAACUUAAUUGCGGUGCGUGUUUCACCACAGUGGGCACAACACCCGCGCCGAGACAUUUGCAUACGGGAUUGGCCGUCUCCAAUCGUCCACCCCCUUAAUUCAGUGUAUUUUUGUAUCCCGUAUUUUGUAUUGCUAACUUACGUUACCCGAGUAACGAGUGCCACGUAACUUGUGCGCGCCCCCUUAAUUCAGU